AUGGCUUCCGGAAGAAGACCCGAACACCAAGCUCCUCCAGAAGUGUUCUACAAUGAAGAGGAAGCUCGCAAGUACACGUCCAAUUCCCGUAUGAUCCAGAUUCAGCAGGAGCUGACAGAGAGAGCGGUGGAGAUGCUCAACCUCCCCGAGGACACGCCCUGCUAUCUUCUGGAUCUUGGGUGUGGGUCUGGACUGAGUGGAGAGUUCUUGACUGACCAGGACCAUAUGUGGGUUGGGAUGGACAUCAGUGCUAACAUGUUGGAUGUAGCACAAGAGAGGGAGGUGGAAGGAGACCUGUUGCUAAGUGACAUGGGGCAGGGCAUGUGCUUCAGACCAGGAACAUUUGAUGGGGUUAUAAGUAUCUCAGCCAUACAGUGGUUGUGUAAUGCAGACAAAAAGAGCCACAAUCCACCAAAGAGGCUGUACAAGUUCUUCUCUACUUUGUAUGCUUGUAUGGCACGUGGUGCCAGGGCUGUGCUUCAACUUUAUCCUGAAAACUCAGACCAGCUGGAGUUGAUCACCACACAAGCCAUGAAGGCAGGCUUCUCCGGAGGGGUGGUGAUUGAUUUUCCCAACAGCACAAGAGCAAAAAAAUUUUUCCUGGUUCUAUUUGCUGGUGGUACAAUGACGAAAUUGCCAAAGGCACUUGGAACUGAUGACAGAGCACACCAGGCACACUUCACAGAUACAAGGGAACGUGGAAAAGGCAAACCUCGUAAAUCUGUGAAGAAGUCCCGCGACUGGAUAAUGGAGAAGAAGGAGAGAAGAAGGCGACAAGGAAAGGAGGUGAGACCUGACUCCAGGUACACUGGGAGGAAGCGAUCAAACAAGUUCUGAUGUGUGGAGACAAGAAUCGCACCUUUCUACCAAUCCAGGCUGUUGCCUCUCAUAGACUAUGUGAAGAAGUUUGGAUUCCCCUUGAUGAAUAUGGAACUAUUGCGAGCUACAUGUGGACAUGUUGCAAAACAGUCACAGCUAAGAUUCUGUACUCCAAAAUGGAGUAUUGCUAUGCCCCAAGAAGGCAGUCGCUUGCCAGAUUAAAGUGAACAAAACAUUUUGAACUUU
Molecule: messenger RNA, 1065 nt
Organism: Branchiostoma floridae (Florida lancelet)
Lineage: Eukaryota; Metazoa; Chordata; Leptocardii; Amphioxiformes; Branchiostomatidae
Product: probable 18S rRNA (guanine-N(7))-methyltransferase
Exons: 13
Coding region: 1-837 (278 amino acids)
Biological process (GO): rRNA (guanine-N7)-methylation
Cellular component (GO): nucleolus
Molecular function (GO): rRNA (guanine) methyltransferase activity
Source: RefSeq, a predicted model, not a curated record